GAAACUCAUUGGAUGAAUAGAUAUAUGAUCUAAGGAAAUGAUGUCAUCAUUACAUUGUUUGUAGUAUGAAAGCUGAUGGGUAGAGAGAAGAUUUUAAUUUGUAUCCAGAUUUAAUUCAUCUCGGAGACCAGGUAUCACGGCCGGGGAAUGGCUUCCAAUAGCUGUAAAAGCAAAAUUCUUUCAAAUGUUCUUUCCUGUCUUAACUACAAGACUGGAAAAUUCAUCAUUGCAGAAAGCAAGAGAAUCGGCACUUUGUACAGAGUUAUACAAUUAUCCAUCAUUGGAUACCUUGUUGGGUAUGUAUUCCUGAGCAAGAAGUCCUACCAGGCCAAGGAGGAAUCUAUCCAGAGCGCUGUGAUUACCAAACUGAAGGGAGUGGCGGUCACCAACACCGCAGAGUCCGGACGGAUGGUGUGGGAGCCUGUGGACUAUGUCAUUCCACCCCAGGGUGAUGCAGUUUUUUUCAUUGUUACCAAUUUUAUAGAGACACCAAACCAGAAGUUGGGCAACUGUGCUGAGAGCCCUGAUGUGCCGGAUGGCCACUGUAAGGGAGAUAAAGACUGUGCAAUGGGAGAGUCAGUGAAAACUGGCCAUGGAUUUAGGACAGGCCGCUGCUUGAGAGACAAUGGGAAAUCCAGUGGUACGUGUGAGAUAUAUAGCUGGUGCCCCAUUGAGAGUUGCCACCAACCACAGGAUGGACAUAAACACAUGUCUAUUUUAAGAGAAGCUGAAAACUUCACAAUCUUCAUAAAGAAUUUCAUCAGAUUUCCCAAAUUCAGUUUCUCAAAGGCCAAUGUUCAGGACACAGCUGACAAAUACCAUCUGAAGAAAUGUCACUAUGAUGAGCUCCUUGAACCCUACUGCCCCAUAUUUAGUCUGGGAGACAUUGUUUACCGGACUGGACACAGCUUUCAGGACAUGGUUUUGAGGGGUGGUUCAAUUGGAAUUCUGAUUAAGUGGAAGUGUGACCUUGACAGAGAUCACUCAGAAUGCAAGCCACGGUACAACUUUACUCGCAUUGACAUUAAUGCAUCCAGAGAGUCCACAGGAUUCAACUUCAGACAUGCUCGGUAUUACAAAAAUGAGUCUGGAGAAGUCUACCGAACACAAUUCAAAGUGUAUGGCAUACGCAUCAACAUCAUGGUGCAUGGAAAGGCUGGAAAGUUCUGUAUCAUUCCCACCGUUAUCAAUAUAGGCUCAGGACUAGCUUGUAUUGGUGGUGGGACCUGGCUCUGUGACUGGAUUCUUCUCUACCUGAUGAAAAAGAGGGAGUUCUAUAAGGACUGGAAGUUUGAAAACGUCAAGAAGAAAGACAGAAACGCGUCUAACAUCACAGAACACUAUAACGGUACAACAGAGGAUACAAAACAAAUCCCAGAAGAGCAGCAGCUCACUGACCAAUCACCUGAGGUUUAACACCAUGGCAGCAGCUCACUGACCUAUCACCAGAGGUUUAAUCAUGACAGGGCGGCAGGGUAGCCUUGUGGUUAGAGCGUUGGGCUAAGGUUGCAAGUUCGAAUCCACUAGCUGACAAGGUAUGAAUUUGUCAUUCUGCCCCUGAACAAGGCAGUUAACCCACUGUUCCUAGGCUGUCGUUGUAAAUAAGAAUUUAUUCUUAACUGACUUGCUUAAAUAAAGGUACAUUUUUAAAAUAUUUUUUAAACAGUAGCUCACUUAGCCGUACCUAAAGAAGCUGGUUGAGAGAAUGCCAAGAGUGUGCAAAGCUGUCAUCAAGGCAAAGGGUGGCUACUUUGAGGAAUCUCAAAUAUAACAUACAUUUGAAUUUGUUUAACACUUUUGGUUACUACAUGAUUGCAUAUGUGUUAUUUCAUCGUUUUGAUGUCUUCACUAUUAUUUUACAAUGUAGAAAAUAGUCCAAAUAAAGAAAAACCUUUGAAUGAGUAGGUGUGUCCACAUUUUUGACUGGUACUGUACAUAAAGGUACAGUACAUAACACCAUAAAGUAUCAUAUGUUAAUGAACUUGACAGUUUUGCCAUGCAUGCUUACUCUAUCUAUCUAGAAUCAAGACUAGACAAGAAAUGAGUGAAUGAGCAAACUGGUAUUUUAUACUGUCUUUGUCUGGUCACUGAUCACUUGUGAGGUAACACCUUAAGACGUACUUUCUGGGUGAGUUCAAAUCUCAGAUAUCAUUAUUUUAUCUGAAUUAGUUAACGAUGAUGGCAUACCAAUAGACUACAUAUGAAGAUAUAGUGUUACAUUAAGAUAUUCACGUAACAUUUCAGGUAUCAAUAUUAAGCUAUUUAAAUUAGGAUAGGAUGAACUUGAAUGUUUUAUUUUGUAUUUUUAUUUUUCCAGAACAACAGCAAUGCCAUCCAUCUUGUCUAGUGAGUGAGUGGGAGGAGCAGGACAGACAACAUCUUUCUCCUCUUUAUCUAACCCCAAGCCUAACAACAGUGUACCACACCCAAAGGACUGGACCCCAAUGGACACCCAAAUGAACUGGACCAACCACUUGUCAGCGAGACAAGUCCUGAUAAGGAGUCUACCACAUAAGUUGAUGUGCCCUCUUGAAGAGAGGUGCUACAUUUUGGUACUCAUUUCUUACAGACUCAUACACAAGAGCAACAUAAUACUGUAAGUAAUUAACUUAACGUCUCUUUAACAAUGUGACAAUGUUGUGAUAAGGUCCGUGGAAGUUAGGCGUCUAAAUGGCAGGUCAUCCAAAAAGAAGACAAAAAGGAGACCAGUUGGAUACAAAAACAUACUGUAAAAAAUAUUAUGCAAGUUCCACUUUAAAAAAUGUGGCAAAUAUUUGCUGUAUUGAUGUAUUUUUAAGUAUUAUAUACUUCAUAUUUUACUGUUUGUGAAACACUAAAAGUUAAGUCCUGUAUAAAAAA
Molecule: messenger RNA, 2859 nt
Organism: Oncorhynchus kisutch (coho salmon)
Lineage: Eukaryota; Metazoa; Chordata; Actinopteri; Salmoniformes; Salmonidae
Product: P2X purinoceptor 5-like
Exons: 13
Coding region: 148-1416 (422 amino acids)
Biological process (GO): response to ATP; calcium ion transmembrane transport
Cellular component (GO): plasma membrane
Molecular function (GO): purinergic nucleotide receptor activity; extracellularly ATP-gated monoatomic cation channel activity; ATP binding
Source: RefSeq, a predicted model, not a curated record